Vigna umbellata (rice bean) is the source of this 1599-nucleotide messenger RNA. The record is from RefSeq and is a predicted model, not a curated record. Lineage: Eukaryota; Viridiplantae; Streptophyta; Magnoliopsida; Fabales; Fabaceae.
AUGUGUUUUAAUAACAGGAAAUUGAUUAUGAUGUUUUUUUUCUCUUUUUUGGUGAACAAGGUUGGCGAACAAGAAGAGAAACUUGCUGAAGGGAUCAAACUUUAUGCUUUAUCAGCCACUGCCACUUCAAAACGGACAGUUCUGUCUGAUCUUAUAACUGUUUAUGCAAAGGGUGGAAAGACUAUUGUUUUUACGCAGACAAAAAAGGAUGCUGAUGAAGUAUCAUUGGCAUUAACGAGUAGUAUAGCCUCUGAAGCACUGCAUGGUGAUAUAUCUCAGCAUCAGAGAGAGAGAACAUUGAAUGGUUUUCGACAAGGGAAAUUCACAGUGCUUGUUGCCACUGAUGUUGCUGCUCGUGGACUUGAUAUUCCGAAUGUUGAUUUGGUUAUACAUUAUGAACUUCCCAAUGAUGCUGAGACUUUUGUACAUCGUUCUGGUCGCACUGGGCGGGCAGGAAAAGAGGGUACUGCCAUAUUGAUGUACACCAGUAGCCAGAAGAGAACAGUUAGAUCCCUUGAGCAUGAUGUUGGCUGCAAAUUUGAAUUCAUUAGUCCACCGGCUAUGGAAGAAAUUUUGGAGUCAUCUGCUGAACAAGUUGUUGCUACACUUAAUAGAGUUCAUCCAGAGUCUGUGAAGUUUUUCACUGCAACUGCGCAAAAACUGGUUGAAGAACAAGGAGCAAGUGCCCUUGCAGCUGCUCUAGCACAGAUGAGUGGAUUCUCUCAACCUCCAUCAUGUCGGUCUCUUAUCAAUCAUGAACAGGGAUGGAUUACACUACAACUUACACGAGAUUCAGACACUUCUGGAAGAUUUUUUUCUGCAAGAUCUGUCACUGGGUUUCUUUCUGAUGUUUAUUCUCCAGCUGCUGAUGAAGUUGGAAAAAUACAUUUAAUUGCAGAUGAGAGGAUUAAAGGAGCUGUCUUUGAUCUCCCGGAGGAAGUUGCUAGAGAGUUGCUCAAAAAGGAACUGCCUUCUGGAAACACUAUUUCCAAAAUCACCAAAUUACCUACUUUGCAAGACGAUGAACCUGCAAGUGAUUUCUAUGGGAAGUUUUCUGACAGAGACAGAAGUAACCGAAGGGGUUCUAAUUCUAGGGAUCAAAGAGGCUUUAGAAGUUCACGAGGAUGGGAAGGAGGCCAAGACUCUGAUGAUGAGUUCGGAAGAGGCAGUAGAAAUUUCAGAUCAGGCAACAAUAGGUCUCGAAUGGGAAAAAACAGCGGCGAUGACUGGCUAAUUGGAGGUGGACGAUCCAACAGAUUUUCAUCAUCCAACAGAAGCGGGCACGGAGGGGCCUGUUUCAAUUGUGGACAACCUGGCCAUCGAGCUGCAGAUUGUCGCAAAAAACGAGACUUUUUCUAGUUUGUACAUCUUUCGCUCUGGCACCACCCAAUCACAUAUCUAGGGAGCUGCACUAUUGAUGCCCUAACAUGGGGGGUUCAAGAAAUUGAAGAUGCUUUCCCACAGAAUCACAGAAUCGAUCUUACAUUUAAUAUCUAUUAUUUUUUUAGAAUUCUACGGAGAGGUCUCCACCUGUCCUGUCCAGAGAAUGAACAUUUUUGUCGUCACCCUUAUUGUAAUAUUUAUUUUUUUAUCAUUUCA